Messenger RNA from Rotaria sp. Silwood1, 588 nucleotides. The record is from the annotation of a GenBank genome assembly. Lineage: Eukaryota; Metazoa; Rotifera; Eurotatoria; Philodinida; Philodinidae.
AUGCGAAAAAAAGAUUAUUAUAAACAACAAUCAUGUAAAUAUAUAUUAGACAGAGAAGAGUACAAUGAUCCUGAUGAUGAAUAUUUGAUCGAAUUCAAGACACUGUUAUUUGAUGAGUUAUUAUACAAUAUAAGAAAGGUGCCUUUCGCUGGUCAUAUCAAUAAUCAUUUAUUAAAUGAUAACGCAACGUUUUAUGAUUGCAUACGAAGUAAUUCACUCUAUUGGUUAUAUACAGCUGAUAGACGAAUGAUCCAUGAUGAAAGAGUCUAUUCAUUUCGUUUCUGUAAUCCAUGCCAUCCUGAUUAUUAUGAAUCAUUUAUUAUUGACAAACAUCCUUUAUUUGUACCAUCACAACAACAUCGUCAUGGAUUAGAAGGAUGGUAUAAAUAUAUAGGAAAAGAAUUACCAAAAACGAUUGAAAAUUAUUUAAAUGUAGCUAAUAUUAUGAAUGAAACUGUAUCUCAUGAAACGAAAAUCUUUGUGAAUAAUAAAUAUGAACGAUUGGAUAUUGAAUUUUAUUUUCGACAUGUUUAUCGUAAACGACUAACAAUUACAUUUGAACCUGGCUAUCCUGCUGUUGUUGUUUAA